CCAGCUACAAAGAGGGCGCGGCCAUGGUUUACCUGGCCCUCUAGCCGCGGUUAUUAGUGUUUAACCCGUCCUUUGGGUCGAGGGGCGAGUUAAGCCUAUAACUGGGGAGGGAAAGGAAGGAGGAGGAGCGCGUCCCGUCGCGCCACCACCGCCGACGGAGCGUCGGAUCAGGGGCGACGGCGACGUCUGUCCGUCCGGGCCGUUCGAUCUCCCCACCCUGCCCCCUGCCGGAAGAAGAAGCCGUCCCCUCUUCUCGCCGCCCCGGCCAGCCCCGCCGGAUUUACCAGUUAAUUUUGUAGCAUUUCUUUUCAGACAUCAGAGCAUCUUAAUUUGUAUCCUUGGGCAGGCAAAGCCAUGAGCUACCUGAGGCGUUGACUGUUCAUUACCUUGACAAUUAAAAAUUGGAAAAUCGUUUCCUCUCCACCUUAUUACCAGUACAUCUGGCAGUUCCUUUCUGGCAAUCUAUGCCUCAGAAGUUUCUCAGUCCUGUUUUGAAACAUGGCUGUUGCAGUCCUGGAUCACAGCUUGAGCAGUGACUUCCCCUCAAAGAACAGAUUUGCAGGGAGAUUGCUUAGUUGGAAACGUGUGUUUGUCCAGAUUGACAAUGGUUCUGUCCUGGGCAUUGAACUCGAGAGAGGAGAAAAUGCACACACUGUGAAAAGGAAGCUGCAGAUAGCCCUUAAUGUUCCCACUGAGGAAAGUUCACUCACAUGUGGUGAUCAAGUUUUGGACAAUGAUCUCAGCUGCAUUCGGAAUGACUCGCCGUUGCUUCUCACCAGGAAUCACAUGCAUAGAAGCUGCUCGACACCUUGCCUCUCACCUAAUGGAAACGAAGCUCAGCAGUGUGAUCGCAGUAAAGUCGUUGAAAUUCUAGGUUGCUCUAGCCCUUCUUCAAGGAUGAAGCAAUUAGUCAAGGAUAUUAUAAAGGGAAUAAAUAAUGGAGUUGACCCAGUACCUAUUCCUGAUGGGAUGGGUGGUGCGUACUAUUUCAAGGACGUCUGGGGAGAACAUGUUGCAAUAGUUAAGCCGACUGACGAGGAACCAUUUGCUCCAAAUAAUCCUAAAGGUUUCAUAGGGAAAUCCCUUGGACAGCCAGGCCUCAAAAGAUCAGUGCGUGUUGGUGAGACUGGAUUCCGAGAGGUCGCUGCUUACCUCCUUGACUACAAUCAUUUUGCCAAUGUCCCUCCUACUAUGUUGGUAAAGAUCACCCACAAUGUAUUCCAUAUUAAUGAAGGUGUUGACUGUAAAACUAAGACGGGUGAAAACAAAUCGCUGGCACUUAGCAAGAUUGCAUCAUUGCAGCAGUUCAUCCCUCAUGACUAUGAUGCCAGUGACCAUGGAACGUCAGGUUUUCCUGUCUCUGCUGUUCAUAAGAUUGGCAUACUUGAUAUCAGAAUCUUCAACACAGACAGGCACGCGGGAAAUCUUCUGGUCAGGAAGCUUGAUACCGGCGCUGGCAGAUUUGAGGCACAGACAGAACUCAUUCCUAUUGAUCAUGGCCUUUGUCUGCCAGAAAGCCUAGAGGACCCUUACUUUGAGUGGAUCCACUGGCCGCAGGCAUCUAUUCCUUUCUCUGCAGAAGAGCUUCAAUACGUUGCCAACCUAGACCCUGUAAAAGAUGCUGAAAUGCUUCGCACGGAGCUGUCCAUGAUCCAUGAGGCAAGUCUCAGGGUUUUGGUCCUGUCAACAACAUUUCUCAAGGAAGCUGCGGCUUCUGGCCUUUGCUUGUCUGAGAUAGGAGAGAUGAUGAGCAGGCAGUUCACUGGGAAAGAAGAGGAGCCAAGUGAGCUCGAACUUCUGUGCAUGAAGGCAAGGAAGUGGGUUGAGGAAAGAGAGUUGGUCCUUCCAGAAGCUGACUCUGAAGAAGAAGAUGGCGACGCCCAGUUUAAUCUUGACUCCGAGGAUGAUCCAGCUGCAUUUGAAGCAUCACCUUUCAAUAAGUUUGGUCCUCCGAGGGGAAGUUCCAGAAACCCACUGUCAAGAUUAGUUGAGGGAAAUGAGGACAAGGAGGGGGGCAGCAAAAGUGAGAUGAGCAAGGAUGACCUGGGCACCUGCACCAGUCCAGUUUCUAAGUGGACUCCUUCUGCCUCAAAGCUGCCAGGCUCGCUGAAGGGGCUUAGUUUCAGUGGAAACAGCAAAUGCCACAGUGGUGUUCCAAAGAACAGGGUGACUACUAAAACAAAUUAUGGUUACAUCGGCAACACCACCCAGCAUCAGCCUGGAGGUAGGAGCACCAACAACAUGCUCCCUCCUAGCUCCAAUUUUGUGAAGCUGUCUGACUUGAGCACCUACGAGUGGAAUGCAUUCCUUAAGAAGUUCCAGGAACUGCUGCCAACCAUGUUCAGUGACAGGAAGCAAACUGCAGCCCGCGGCACGUGGCUGACGCAGAGGCUGGGUGCUUCUUGCCAGUUCUAAAAGCACUAGGGAGAAGGUACCAACUAUCAAGGUAAGGUAAUAUAGUCCAAAACCAGGGGUACGCUGUAUGCAUCAGAGGUUGUGUCUGCCUUGGUAGCAGCUGCAGUAGCUCUCCGCUGGUAGGUAUAAGAGAAUAAGAACCAUCUCUGGUGUAUGUGUUUGCAGCAGGAUACUGUAUUGUGUCUGUGCAUAGUUCUAACACAUGGGUGGUGCGUUUUUUCAUUUCUGUAUAGACACGCCCAGGGCCAUCGAGCACGGUACGGGCUGUUAUGGGGGAGUGUAACGGCAUUGCCAGUGCUUGGUUAUUGCCGUUGUAAGCAUCGUCGGAAAACUCAUGAUAAGAAAGAAGUUAGGUGUUAUUGUAUACAUACAUAUAUAAUUUUGUCGAUUAGUGUUGCUCUUUCAUUCCUUCCA
Molecule: messenger RNA, 2829 nt
Organism: Brachypodium distachyon (stiff brome)
Lineage: Eukaryota; Viridiplantae; Streptophyta; Magnoliopsida; Poales; Poaceae
Product: phosphatidylinositol 4-kinase gamma 6
Exons: 2
Coding region: 499-2415 (638 amino acids)
Source: RefSeq, a predicted model, not a curated record